Messenger RNA from Dendronephthya gigantea, 2499 nucleotides. RefSeq lists its product as uncharacterized. Gene Ontology annotation, molecular function: nucleic acid binding. The transcript has 2 exons. Bases 118 to 1203 code for a protein of 361 amino acids. NCBI's taxonomy places the organism in Eukaryota, Metazoa, Cnidaria, Anthozoa, Malacalcyonacea, Nephtheidae. The record is from RefSeq and is a predicted model, not a curated record.
ACAUUGUUUGACAUGUCACGCCCACAUGUCCAACAAACGUAAGCGCGCACAUUUCUAAAUAUACUUGCAUGUGUUAGUUCUAUAUUUCCACACAUAAUCUUCUGUAGCUUUUACAUUAUGCAUGUCAAUAAAUUUGGUAGAUCAUACAGCCUUGGUAAAUCACUUGAUAGUGAUUUAAGGCGUCUAAUUAUUGAUGAAUGCCUUAAGUCUGGUGGAGAUGCAACUGUUGGUUACUUGCCCGUCACUUACGUAGAAAUAGCUAGUCGAUUCAGUAUCUCUGCAAAUACAGUUUCCAAAAUAUGGAAGAAUUUUUGCUACCAAGGACGAAAGGUUGAUCCAUCACCAAAAGGCGGAGAUCAUUCAAGCAAAUUUUCUGAAGGGGAUCUCGAACUUCUUGAGGUUCUUAAGCGAGCUCAUGGCACAAUUCAGCUGAAUGAAUUAUAUGCUAUACUUGAGGAAUUUGGUGAUUGUGGUGAAGUUUCGUUGUCAUCGAUUUCACGAGCAAUAAAAUCCAGACUUCUGUCCGGAAAACGAUAUACUCGGAAGCGUAUUACCAGCGUAGCCUUUGAGCGCUUUACUGAUGAAAAUAUGAUUUAUACUCAGCUUUUCAUCAACUACCUAUCUUCAAAAGAUCCGAGAAGGAUUAAGUUCUUUGAUGAGGCGGGGGUUAAGACGCCGUGCAUCGGUACACGUUUAUACGGAAAUGCGCCGUCCGGGGAACGCUGCGUGGAAAUUGUUCGAAAAACAGAAUCUCCAAAUUUUACUUUAAAUUUACUGAUUUCAGUCAAUGGCCCUGAAUAUUACAACAUUCUGGAUGGCCCAACUGACACUGUAAGGUUCUGGGAUUUCUUCUGGGAGGCUUCUCAAGCAGCACAUGAGAUAACUCGACGUCCUGCUCUCGAAGUAGGGGAUAUCGUUGUGAUGGACAAUUUAGCUGUCCACCACUACGAAGGCGGCCAAAUUCUCGAAGAAGUUUUAGCUGAGAUGGGUAUCGAGCUAUUGUUCACCCCAACAUAUUCUCCCGAUCUUAACCCUAUUGAGCUUUGUUUCAAUAAAAUAAAAACAGAACUUAACGGACGGUUUUCAGCCGACGUUCAUCGUAAUCUAAAAUUAGCUGUUGCAGAAGCGGUCGAAAGAAUAUCAGCGUUGGAUACGAGGAGGUUUUAUCGUCAUACAGCUUAUCUUUUUCCUUUCGUUGGGUGAUGCUUACAAACAGUAAUACAUUGAAACAUUUCACACAAAAUACUUGUAACAUUUAAGUUUCGUAUUUUCGUACAUUGAUAUAACAGAAUGAUUCAGCAAUAUCAUUGCUUUGGUAAAGUUGAAUAUAUCUGUAAAGUUUGACAUUGUGUUAAUUGUAAAUAUUACAUUUGACCUCACAAAACUUUGAUAACUGCAUUUAAAAUGGUAUUUGAGGAUUUUGGGGUAGGGUUUUUUUAAGAAAUCGUUAGUGGGUGGGCAUGAACAAAUUGUAUUAACUAUAAAUUGUACUGAAAUUGUUAAUUGAAAAAUAGGGGAGUUUGUAGGGGUCUGGGGGAACACCCGCAGAUAAUUUCCUGUAUUUUUUAGUCUCCGACUUGAUUUCCUGCAUUUUCGGCGAUACUUACUGUUGCACCAUCUCGGCGGAGUGAGGUUUGUUGGGGAAGGAGCUUUCGCCCGCCAGUUAAAAAGGCCCUGUUUUCGGGGAAAAACAGUGUCAUAUAAUCAAUUUAUCGGCACGGCAUGGCUAAAAUGGGUACUCGUGCUUAUUUCAUCCAUGCCCCACCUUUGUAUUGGUAGUCUGAAAACUAAUAAAAUAAGGUACGGGUGCCAAUUUUUGCCGUGCCGUGCCAAUAAAUUGAAUGUAGUGUAAACAGGGCUAUGUCAGUUUUCCGCCGCGGGAUAAAGGUCACGCGUGGCACGCAACUGACAGUUAAGUAAUAAACCUGACUGUCAGCAAUAAUUGUCGUUAUAUUUAUUACAAACAUGAUGAUAUAAUUGAUAACAAAAUAACGUUUUCUCAAACUUAUGGUUCGAACUUGAAGAGUACACAGUCACAGGUUGCUAUAAACAAAAUGAUCUUGCAAAGCAAAUCAAACCUCUCAAACUCGACGAGAGAAACAUUAAAUGUAAUGCUGCAUCCCUGGUCUCUGACUCUGUCGAUGUCAGAACUUCUGAUGCACUAGGACGUGAAAUAGUGUUGGGCGCAGCAGUGGUUUCGGAUAAACUUGCAGCAGUACCAGUGUUUCCAGAUGAAAUUGCAGGAUCACUGCUCGCAUAAAUUACACGACAGGAAUCAGAUGGAUGAAACACUGGCUGUUGAACUGUUGGCGUGUAUGGAUAGAAAUAUGGGUUCAUAUUCCCGUAAGAAUAAUUUGGAAAAUCUUGAAAUGUAUAACUUGGCGCAGUGUUGUUUAAUUGAUAAGGUGUCGGAAUGGGUUCGGGACAAGCAUUUGCUACAGUUGUAAAGAGAGAUCGCUGCUCCUGCUGAACUAAAGACUCCUGUUGAACUGAAGAGUC